This is a messenger RNA of Astyanax mexicanus (Mexican tetra), 1834 nucleotides long. It is a transcript of the gene lmo4la, whose product is annotated as LIM domain only 4a. The transcript is spliced from 5 exons. The record is from RefSeq and is a predicted model, not a curated record. Lineage: Eukaryota; Metazoa; Chordata; Actinopteri; Characiformes; Acestrorhamphidae. The coding region runs from base 433 to 936 and encodes 167 amino acids.
GUUGCGAUUGUGAUUUAAGCGCGCAGCGAGUGAAUGAGGGAAGAGGAGGAAGAAAAAAGGUAGAUUUUGAGCUUCUGCAGAGGUUUUCACCGUGUUACAGCAGAUACUGCGAGUCUGAGGAGACGAUCAGAGACAAUCAGAGAUCAAAGAGACGGUCAGAGACAUGAGUUCAUCACCUGGACUCAGAGAGCGACAGUGCGCCUGAACUUCAGCAGCUCACUCUGUGUGUGAAGAAGCCCAGAGCUCUGCUCAGCCGGAGGGAUUACUGACAGCAGCACUCACUACUGACUUUCAGACCGAGUUUGAGGAGCGUCUCGCCGGGUUUUGCUUUGUUUCUCUUUCUGUUGCUCCGAUUUUUUUUGCACAGUUUUGAGUCUGCCAAGACUUGCAAUCCAGCACGUGCUUGGAAAAGAGCGAGAAAAAAGGGCUGCGAUGGUGAACAGCCGCGUGGAGUCGUCGGCCGUGGCCGUGACAGGAGGCAGUGGUGGGUCUGGGCGCUCGUGUGCUGGCUGCGGGGGCCGCAUUUCUGACCGGUUCCUGCUCUUCUCCAUGGAGCGCUACUGGCACACGCGCUGCCUGAAGUGCUCGUGCUGCCAGGCCCAGCUGGGAGAGAUCGGCACCACCUGCUACAGUAAAGGGGGCAUGAUCCUCUGCAGGACCGACUACAUCAGGCUGUUUGGUCACAGUGGGGCCUGCAGUGCAUGUGGACAGUCGAUUCCAGCCAGCGAGAUGGUGAUGAGGGCACAGGGAAACGUCUACCACCUCAAGUGUUUCACGUGUGCCACGUGUCGGAACCGUCUGAUGCCCGGAGACAGAUUCCACUACGUCAACGGCACCAUCUUUUGUGAGCACGACCGGCCCGGUGGAGCCCUGCUCAGCAGUCACCUGACCCCCCUGCAGAACAGCACCCUCCUCCCUGAUCAGAAGGUUUGCUGAGGGGACAAGGACUUCACACAGCAUAGCGUGCCUUCUCCUUGUCCUUUUUGUCUUCUCUUCUUCUUCAACCCACUCUCUCUCCACCUUCAUCUUCCUGUUGUGAAAUCUUCAUCCGUAUCCAAGACACUCUCAUUCUGUUCAUCAGACCUCCAUAAAGGACCUCUUCACCUGAGCAGAGUUCUUCUCAGAGGCCGGAGAACCUAUCCGAACCUCUCACAGACUUCCAGGCUGAUCUGAGCGAGCAGAGUGGGAAGCUGGAACAGUCUGGAGCUCACUGUUAAUGAUGGCUGCGGUUUGCAUCUGGUGGACCUGCUGAGUGAGACCUCAUGAGCCGUAAAGCGAGACUGCUGAGAACUGAGAAGCCCAAACCACAGAAGACGAGAAGGACCCACACUUGCAGUGCUAUUUUUACAUUUGAUAUUAAGACUUUUUUCUGAGGGUGCUGUGGAUGUUCUCGCAGCACUCUGGACAGUGAAGCACUGUGGACAUUACUGUGCUGGAUGAUUCAGAACAUUGCCUCUUCCUCUCUUAGCUCCUCCACUCGUUCCCUCUGAAAUUCUGAGUUUUUCGUGGUUUGUACUCCUGUUGCCACAUUAUUCACACAACUUACGGUCGUUGAAGAUUUGUACUGCUGGUGGUCGCCCGUUUCAUUGACUGGAAAUCACAUUUUCACAAGUGGGUCUGAUGUACAUGUCCUGCUUGAGAAGCGAGGGAGAGGAGAACCCAAAUGUAUAUAUAUUCCCUUUCUUGUGCUCUCAUAUUGUGUGCUUAAUGGCUGAUUUCUUUUUUUGUGUUUCAGUGUACUCUGUUGAUCAAACAGGCAGAGGUGCAUUUUAAAUGAUAUAAGAUAUCUGUAUAGUAAAAAAGUACUUAUUAAAUAACUAUAACCAGUAAAUAA